CGGACCCGCCGACGGUGUUGUGCCCCCCCCCCACCGCUUCACUACCGGUCACUUCAUAUUCUGUACACCCGUGGCCGCCGAUCGCGGUGACAAACGCAGCGGCAGUAACGUUCGCGCGCGCAUCCAGGCGAAAUAUGAACAGUGAAAAUGUGGUGUUUAGUGAGCCAACCGAACGCAGUCGUUAUAGAAGUCAGGCUCGACCAUAAGGCAAAAGGUCUGGAGUGCCUGGAGAAGGUAUGUGAAUGUUUGGGCAUCAACAAAGAAUGUGAUUACUUCGGAUUACAGUACAAAACUGUCAAAGGGCAAGAUGUUUGGUUGAAUCUAAGAAAUUUGAUUGAACAUCAAGUUGCUGGAGUUCAUCCGUAUCGUUUUGCACUCAGAGUCAAAUUUUGGGUACCACCGCAUUUAUUAUUACAAGAAUCUACUCGCCACCAGUUUUAUUUGCAUGCCAAGUUAGAGCUUUGUGAAGGGCGUUUAAGACCGACAGAUAGCCAAGCAAUAUGUAAAACUAUUGCAUUAUUGGCACAGGCUGAAUUCGGCGAUUGCGAUGACUCGGUUGCUCUUGUGCAGUUUUUCGCAUAUUGGUGUGAACAUUUGGGUGCACCCAAAGAUGAUGAUGAGUUUAUCAUUGAUCAUAUUCAAAAUCUUCAGUCUGAAAUGAAAGGUAUGAAACAAACAACUGCUGAAUAUUGGUUGAUCAAAGAAGUCUCUGGUCUUCAAAACUUUGGUGAAGAGGUAUUUGAAGGCAGAACAACAAAUGGUUCUUCAGUAUUGGUGGGAGUUGGACCACAUGGUAUUAGUCUGGAGCACCCAGAUCAAGCUGAUCAUGAAAAACAAAUGAUUCCUUAUACUGCGAUCCGCAGUGCUGCCAGCCAUCGUCGUGUAUUUGAGAUGUGGUAUUUGGCAGGUGUCGAACAUUCCGAAACAUUAAUUGUAUUGAAAUUAGAAUCUAGUUUGGGUGCAAAUACUCUUUAUAGAGCACUUACGGAGAAACAUGCAUUCUAUAGUUGUGAAACAGUGAGAGGCGCUGUUACAUCACAAUAUAUCAGGGAUCUCAAGGGUACAAUUAUAUCUAUAUUUAAUGAAGAUUCACCAUUAGGGAAGAAAUACGUGUUUGAUAUACAGAGGACCUGUCGUGAAGUGCAUGACAAUGCACGUCGUGCACUUUAUGAAAAGCAAAACAAAGUCACACCAUCCAGCUCUACAGUGGUACUGACUUCGCCUGAACCUGAGCCAACUACUUCACAGGAUAGCUACAAACUGGCUAAGCUCAUUGAUGCGCUUACGUGUAGAAUUUGCAUGGAUGCCACUAUUGAUCAUGUAUUUUUCCCAUGUGGUCAUGUUAUUGCAUGUGGAACAUGUGUUAAACGAUGUGAAACUUGCCCACUGUGUCGAGGUGCCAUUGAUGAAUCUAGGCAUGUGUUUAUUCCGACUUUAGCUGACUUGCCAGGUCUUCAUCAUUAAUGAUGUAACCAAGUAAAGUAUGUUCAAGUCAUGAUGACUCAUAGUGGGCACACUGUCAUCAAAAUUGACCUCGAAGCAUGAAUGUCUGUGAUAAUGCUAAUAUAUCAAAACUUCCUAUACUUUCAUACUUAUUUAUUUUUGUUAAAUAAACAUUUUUUUAUAGUAUUGAUGUGAACAAUGUAUAGGAUAUUUCAUUUACAUGUUGUUUAUAAUUCAUUUAGUUUAAGGUAAUAUAUUUUUAAGUAUAAUUUUUAUACAAACUCAUAAGUAAAUUAAGUUUUUGUGUUACCAUUAAACUAUUAAUUUGUAUAAGUCAGAUAAAUGACACAAUUGUUUAUUAAUACAAAACGUUAAAAUUGAAGUUUAAGUACAAUUCACAUUAUGAGUACCUAUAUAAUAUUAUAAAGUUGAAUUUUUCUUUAUUGUUUUUGUUCAAAAUAUUAUUUUACUUUCAUUUAUUCUAUCAUUAUUAUCAUUGUGUUAUGAUUCAUAACUUAUGAAAUAUAUAAAAUUAUGCAAAUUUAUGCAUAUGAA
This is a messenger RNA of Acyrthosiphon pisum (pea aphid), 1998 nucleotides long. Its product is annotated as E3 ubiquitin-protein ligase MYLIP. Gene Ontology annotation, cellular component: cytoskeleton. Gene Ontology annotation, biological process: ubiquitin-dependent protein catabolic process. The coding region runs from base 148 to 1464 and encodes 438 amino acids. Gene Ontology annotation, molecular function: ubiquitin-protein transferase activity. NCBI's taxonomy places the organism in Eukaryota, Metazoa, Arthropoda, Insecta, Hemiptera, Aphididae. The record is from RefSeq and is a predicted model, not a curated record. The transcript is spliced from 6 exons.